UAGCAGGUAGCGGUGGCCGCGUACUGCUCGACACCCUGAGGACGAGGCUGCAUUCUCGUUUGUUAUCGAUCAGUGUUGUGGAACUCCGUCACACUCUUGUCCGCUCAAACCCGACAAAAACUCAUGGAAAGUCAAGGAAGCACCGUAGCUGCUCCGCUGCCGGACAAGCAGGGCCAGGCUUACAGUCAGCAGCCUGCCCCAGGGUAUGCCCCAGGGUAUAACGCCGGGCAGAUGUCUCAGGCUCCCGUCCCCCAAGUCAUGUACCCCCCAGGCCAAGCCCCACCGGCCUACUCGACGGCUCCACCAGUUCAGUACAUCAUUCAGAACCCCCAACCGCUUGUCAAUCCACCCAAUGAUUACUUCAUCCAGGCCAUACUCGUCACCGUGUUCUGUUUCUGGCCAACCGGCAUCAUUGCCAUCAUCAAAGCAUUGGAUUCACGCAGAGCCGCCCAGACCGGUGAUGCCCAGAAUGCCCAGCUGUCCUCCCAAGCUGCUCGCAAGAUGUCCCUCAUCAGUCUCUUUGUUGGCAUAGCGAUACUCGUCGUCAUUGCCAUCAUCAUCGUCAUUGAGCUGGUGGUCGUCUUCUCCUUAUACUAACGACUUGAAGGCACUGGGGCCGGUUUCACAAAACCAGAAGACGGUUCAAUGAUUUCAGGACAAAGCAAUAAUGCAUGUAGUCACCAGAUUAAACGACCCAAACACUGAUAUUAAAUUAAGACAAGUGUUAGUUACCAAUGAAGUUUGGAUGCAUUGAACAAAUCAUACAGUUUGG
Messenger RNA from Patiria miniata (bat star), 772 nucleotides. Its product is annotated as proline-rich transmembrane protein 1-like. The coding region runs from base 124 to 597 and encodes 157 amino acids. NCBI's taxonomy places the organism in Eukaryota, Metazoa, Echinodermata, Asteroidea, Valvatida, Asterinidae. The transcript is spliced from 4 exons. Gene Ontology annotation, cellular component: membrane. The record is from RefSeq and is a predicted model, not a curated record.